Blastocystis hominis is the source of this 2523-nucleotide messenger RNA. RefSeq names its product Leucyl-tRNA synthetase. Gene Ontology annotation, molecular function: leucine-tRNA ligase activity; aminoacyl-tRNA deacylase activity; ATP binding. Gene Ontology annotation, biological process: mitochondrial translation; leucyl-tRNA aminoacylation. The coding region runs from base 1 to 2523 and encodes 840 amino acids. Gene Ontology annotation, cellular component: mitochondrion. The record is from RefSeq and is a predicted model, not a curated record. The transcript is spliced from 8 exons. Lineage: Eukaryota; Bigyra; Opalinata; Blastocystidae.
AUGCUGAAGGUAGCUAUCACCGGAACAAAGCGAAUUCAGCAUGCGAGACUGUUUGCUUGCUUACGAGGAUUCUCCACAACAGCGGAAGAAGCGAAGAAUUGUUAUGUCUUACCUAUGUUUCCGUAUCCUUCAGGAAAAAUGCACAUGGGACAUGUUCGAGUUUUUUCCAUUUCUGAUUGUAUCUCUCGGUAUAAAGCGAUGAAUGGAUACAAUGUUAUCCAUCCAAUGGGCUGGGAUGCUUUUGGGCUUCCUGCUGAAAAUGCAGCAAUUGAAAGAAAUAUUCCUCCCGAUAUUUGGACAAAGAACAAUGUCGAGGAGAUGCGGAAACAGAUUUCGGGUCUCAAUUUCCGGUUUAACUGGGAUCGCGAAGUCAAUACGAGCACUCCAGAAUACUACAAGUGGACGCAAUGGCUGUUUCUGAAGCUGUGGGAAAAGGGAUACGUAACUCGCCGCAAUGGACUAGUCAAUUGGGAUCCAGUGGACCACACCGUGUUGGCGAACGAGCAGGUGGAUGAAGAGGGCCGGUCCUGGCGGAGUGGAGCUUUGAUUGAGCGACGAACGUUGACUCAGUGGUACGUAUUGACUACCAAGAUGAGCGAGAAACUACUCCGUGGAUUGGAUGAUCUGCCCAACUGGCCUUCCGUAGUGAAAACGGCGCAAAGGAAAUGGAUCGGCAAGUCUUCCGGCGCGGAGUUCACCUUUUCCCUCGCUUCAUCCGAUCCAAAACUGAACGGAAUCCGCGUCUUUACCACACAUCCCGAAACCAUCUACGGAGUUUCGUUUAUCGGCCUCUCUGCCAAUCAUCCUGUCUCUCUCCAUUUUGCAGAAACGGAUUCUUCUCUCCGCGAAUUCCUUCGCCAUGUUGGAAAGGCAUCCUUCAAAAUCGGCCAGGAGCAAGUCGAUGGAUACAAACUCCCCCUCCAAGCCCUUCAUCCACUCACUCACAAGCCAAUCGACGUCUAUGUCACCAACUACGUGCUUUCUGAUUACGGCGAAGGAGCGGUAAUGGGCGUUCCUUCCCACGAUUCGCGCGACGCUGCGUUUGCUGAUCGCUUCCAUCUCCCUGUUCUUCCCGUUCUCACGGACUCUCCCUCCCCCACGCUCUGCAAUAGCGGUCCGUUCUCGGGACUCUCUGUCUCGGAAGCGACAAAGCGACUGCUCGCGCAGGCAAAGCAAGAAGGCUGGGGCGCAGCGGCGACGAACUAUCGACUUCGAGACUGGCUGGUGAGUCGCCAGCGAUUCUGGGGAGCUCCGGUUCCUGCCAUCCACUGCGAGCAUUGCGGAGUCGUUCCUGUGCCUUAUCAAGAUCUCCCUGUUCGGCUUCCGGCCAUGCAUGAAGGCGAUGUGUCGAAAAUGUGUGGAUCGGAUGCCAUGUCUCCACUUCAGCGAUACGAUGAUUGGAAGACAGUUUCCUGCCCGUACUGUGGAAAUCCGCACGCGCAACGAGACUGCGACACACUCGACACGUUUAUGGAUUCGUCCUGGUAUUUCUACCGCUAUCUGGACCCGCAAAACGCGACCGCAUUCUGCGACCCUUCCAAAAUGAAGCAAUUCCCAGUGGUCAACUACUAUGUCGGAGGCUCAGAGCAUUCCAUCAUGCAUCUUCUCUUCGCUCGCUUCGUCGCGCGCUUCCUUUUUGAGCAGGGCCUUGCUCCCAGCCCCGAGCCUUUCGAUCAUCUGAUCACCCAAGGAAUGGUUCUGAGCAGCACAUACAAAGAUCUGGUCACGGGAGCGUAUUUGCCGCCAGAACGCGUGGAGAAGGAUGGAAAGGAAUGGAAGGCGAAGGAGACGAAUCACCCGGUGGAAAUGAAGUAUUCCAAAAUGAGUAAGAGCAAGUACAAUGGCGUGGAUCCUGUGGAAGUGGUUACGAAAUACGGAGGAGAUGCGGUUCGGAUUGGAAUGCUGAUGCAGUGUCCUCCCGCGAAUGCGUUCAUGUACAAUAGCGGAAUUGUGAACCCUGCUACGGACAUGAUUAAAAAACUGGAGCGCGUGUGCCAGAUUUGUGUGGAAGGCGCAAACCCAUCAGGGAAGAAGCUGGAUUCGAACAAACUGAACUCGCAGCACAACAAAAUUCUACACGAUAUGGACAAGUUCGACUUCCAUAAUGUGCUUUCGGGAGUGAACAUCAUGCUCAACGAUCUUCUUCAGGGCAGCUACAGCAAGGCUUACUUGGAUUAUGUGAAGCGCGUUGUGCUGUUUAUGGCUCCAUUUGCUCCCGGAAAGUCAGAGGAGUGUUGGAACCAAUUGAUCCGAGGGAAGUGUGUUAGCGAGAAGGAUGGCUUUGACCGCCAGAAAUGGCCGCAAUCGAUGGUUUCUACGAACACGAUGGCGAUUAUCCAAGUCAACGGAAAGAUGAAGAAAACACUGAAUCUGGAAUCAGAUCAUUGCGAAGACAUGAGCGAUCAAGUCCUCGUUGCCCAUUUAGAGAAGAAUGAGGUGGUGAAGAAUUUGCUGUCUUUUACUCCGCGAGAUAUAAAAGUGAUUCGUAAGGGGGCUAAAAUAGUGAUUAACUACAUAAAAUGA